Molecule: messenger RNA, 1896 nt
Organism: Haemonchus placei
Lineage: Eukaryota; Metazoa; Nematoda; Chromadorea; Rhabditida; Trichostrongylidae
Source: the annotation of a GenBank genome assembly
AUGAAAAAUCAGAAAACGCCGUUGAAGGGUCGAUUAUGUAUUAUGGGAAUGAUUUAUGGAGGUACGAUUACGAAAAUGUCAUCAACACUUUUCCUUCAAUCCUUCAUGGUUAUACAAUAUUCAAAAGCAAUGAUUACAAUUACUUAUUACUCAACAAGGAGUUAUAGACGAGAAAUAUUAAUAAUGUGUUCAGAGCUUUCCUCACCUAAAAGUGAACUUCUUAUCUUUGCCAUGAAAAAGAAGAUAUUCUGUGAAGGAUCUCUGUUGGAUACUGUUCAGCGCUCGAAUAUUUUUUCCGACUGUAAGCAUUUCGUGGACAUGUCUCUGAAGCAUGAUGCAGAAACUACUCUCGUUCGUUGGGAAGCGCUGAGGUCUGCUGGACCAGUGACUCCCGAUCGUCUCCGUGAAUUUAUCACCGAGUUUUUCAAUGAACCAGAAAACGAACUCGUGGAAUGCGAACCAGAAGACUGGGAUCCAAUGAAUGACGUUUUUCACUACAUCAGGGAUCCAAACUAUCGUUCCUUUGCAUUUGCUCUACACCGGAGAUGGCCAACAUUACAUAGGACGAUUUCUGAGAACGUGAAAGUCAGGCCGGAGAGAUAUUCUAUCAUAUCGGUGCCGAAUCCGUUUGUCAUUCCUGGUGGAAGGUUUCGUGAGAUUUACUACUGGGACAGCUUCUUCAUCAUAAAAGGACUUAUGGUUUCUGGAAUGUAUAAAACAGUUCGUGGAAUGAUUGAAAACAUGCAACACUUAAUUGAAGAGUAUGGCUUUGUGCCUAAUGGCAAUAGAAUUUAUUACCUAAAUCGAUCUCAACCUCCUAUGCUGACCUGGUGUGUUCACGAAUACUUCACGGCUACAAAUGACGUCGCCUUUCUUGAGCAGCUCAUGCCAACUUUAGAGAAAGAGCUAACAUUUUUCCGAACGAAUAGAUCAAUUGUGAUGGAUGGGUGGCCUGGUCAUCUUUAUCGCUACCAUGUUGUAGUCGAUGGGCCACGUCCGGAGAGCUAUUGUGCAGAUUUGAAAAGUGCAGCACAUCUGUACGACGGCGAGAAGCAAAAACUUUGGGGCGAUAUCGCCGCUGCUGCCGAGAGCGGCCGAGAUUUCUCAAGUCGGUGGUUCAGCCAAUCUGGACCCAUGGCUGGGAGAUUCGAAGGCACAAGGACAAGUGAAAUAAUACCAGUGGAUCUGAAUGCAAUUAUUUGUGGGAAUCUUCUCUUAAUGCGAGAUUUUUACGAUGCAUUGGGAGAUAUUGAUGGAUCGAAGAGGUGUGCCCAAGAGGCUGAUUUGUUGAAGCAGACGAUCCAUCAGGUCUUGUGGAACGAGUCAGCCGGAUGCUGGUUUGAUUAUGACAUUACUACUGGCCAACAUCUGCGCAUGUUCAGUGACACGAAUUUCUUCCCUCUAUACACGAAAUCUACACAUCCAGACUUCGAUUCUGAAGCGAUUGUCGACUAUUUACGGAAAACAGGCGUACUGGAGUUUCCCGGUGGCGUGCCAACCUCUCUAAUAGCCACUGGUCAACAAUGGGAUUUUCCUAACGCAUUUGCACCUACAGAGUGGAUCUUAAUCGAAGGCCUUAGGUUAUGUGGCCAAGAAGAAAUUGCCUUGCAAAUAGCCGAGAAAUGGAUCAGGAAGAACUUCAAUAUGUGGCGUGCUAGCGGAGGAACAAUGUAUGAAAAGUACAACGUGGUCUCAGCUUGCUACAAAAUAGUCGGUGGUGGUGGCGAGUACGAAAUGCAGGAGGGGUUCGGCUGGAGUAAUGCAGUGAUGCUUGAUCUACUCAAAACAUAUGGCCAUGAAUUGCAAUGGACACCGGCGGAUGAAUGCAGGCACAAGUGUAUAUGUCUUUGGCAAUAUCCCAAUCGUUGCUCAAAUUCUCAGGCAGCAGAGGGCUAG